Molecule: messenger RNA, 3310 nt
Organism: Salvia miltiorrhiza (redroot sage)
Lineage: Eukaryota; Viridiplantae; Streptophyta; Magnoliopsida; Lamiales; Lamiaceae
Product: phospholipase D delta-like
Exons: 10
Coding region: 459-3047 (862 amino acids)
Biological process (GO): phospholipid catabolic process; phosphatidylcholine metabolic process
Cellular component (GO): plasma membrane
Molecular function (GO): calcium ion binding; D-type glycerophospholipase activity
Source: RefSeq, a predicted model, not a curated record
AUUUAAACCAAAAAUUUACCAAGAGCAGCUCUAAUUGUAAUUUCUCUUUAUGUUUUUUUUUUUAUAUGUUUGAGAUUUUCUCUUAUUGAAUAGGAGAAUUACGAUCGAUAUAUAUCUUGUGUAGUUUUAUUUUCUUUUAAUUUCAUUCGCACUAAAAUGGAGUACGAGAUCUUAUUACAGUUGUAUUGUAUCCGUUACAGAGACAAAUCUAAUUAAAAGAAUAGUGAUAUUGAUAUAUCCUAUGCUGUGUUGUCACUCUUGUAAUCAUUUCCCAAUAAGAAAAUCAUAAUUAAUAAUUUGGCCGUUACUUCAUUCUACAGCUCUCCUCUUCUCUACUCCACUGCUGUUUUUGCCGGCGACGCCAUUUUCCUAGAUCUCAUGCCCGCCUAAUUCUCGCUUCUACCCAGCAAUCACACUCUGACGCCGCGGCCAAACCCUAAUCCAAUUCACCUAGAUUCAUGGCGGCGGACGAGCCGGCGGUGCUCUACUUGCAUGGAGAUUUGGAGCUCCACAUCUUCGAGGCGCGCUCGCUCCCAAACAUGGACCUCUUCUCCGAGCGCCUCCGCUGCUGCUUCACCGCCUGCCAAACCGGCGGCGAAGCCGACGUCUACGCCAGCGGCGGGAGCAAGGCCAGCAGCCGCCACGACAGGAAGCUCCACCACCACCGGAAGAUCAUCACCAGCGAUCCCUACGUCACCAUCUCCGUCCCCCAGUCCACUCUCGCUCGCACGCGCGUGAUCUCCAACUCGCAGAACCCUAAGUGGAACGAGCGGUUUCAUAUCCCCUUGGCGCACCCGGUCGCCAAUCUGGAGAUCCGGGUGAAGGAUAAUGAUGUCUUCGGAGCCGACACGAUGGGGAAAAUUCUGAUCCCGGCGGAGAAGAUCGCCACCGGCGAGGAGCUCUCCGACUGGUUCCCGCUCAUUGCUCCGUCGGGAAAGCCGCCGAAACCCGACACCGCGCUGCGGAUUAAGAUGAUUUUCACUCCAUGUGCGAAAAAUCCGAUGUACAAGCACGGUGUCGCCGGCGACCCGAAGUACAGAGGGGUUAGGAACACUUAUUUUCCACUUCGGAAAGGGAGCACCGUCACUCUAUACCAGGAUGCGCAUGUUAGGGAUGCAGACAAUAUGCCCAAAAUCGAACUAGAUGAUGGCCUAACUCGGUACCACGCCCCAUGUUGGGAGGAUAUAUGCUAUGCAAUCACUGAGGCGCAUCAUUUGAUAUACAUUACUGGAUGGUCUGUUUUUCAUAAGAUUAAGCUGAUCAGAGAGCCCACCAAACCUUUGCCGCGAGGCGGGGACCUGAUGCUUGGGGAAUUGUUGAAGUAUAAGUCUCAGGAAGGGGUUCGAGUUCUGCUGUUGGUUUGGGAUGAUAAGACUUCGCAUGAUAAAUUCCUCAUCAACACGACAGGUGUGAUGCAAACUCAUGAUGAAGAGACCAAGAAGUUUUUUAAGCAUUCAUCUGUAAUUUGUGUUCUAUCACCACGUUAUGGGAGCAGUAAACUUAGCUAUAUUAAACAACAGGUAGUUGGAGGCGUGUUUACACACCACCAGAAAUGUGUUCUUGUUGAUACUCAAGCACCUGGAAAUAAUCGAAAAAUCACUGCCUUUAUAGGAGGUCUUGAUCUGUGUGAUGGACGUUAUGAUACACCUGAUCAUCGACUGUUCCGUGAUCUUGACACUUGUUUUAAGGAUGAUUUUCAUCAGCCUACAUUUCCGGCAGGAAUGCAAGCUCCAAGGCAGCCAUGGCAUGAUUUGCACUGCAGAAUUGAUGGACCUGCUGCAUAUGAUGUUCUUAUAAAUUUUGCCCAACGUUGGCGGAAAUCAACCAAGUGGAAAGAAUUUAGUCUACUAAAGAAAAAGGUGUCCAAUUGGAAUGAUGAUGCCAUGAUAAAAAUUGAGCGAAUAUCAUGGAUAUUAAGCCCUGCCCUUUCUGUGCACAAGGAUGGAACUUACAGGUAUUCUCAGGAGGAUGAUCCUAAGCUAUAUGUGUCUGGAGAAGAACACCCUGAAAAUUGGCAUGUUCAGAUAUUCAGGUCCAUUGAUUCAGGGUCACUGAGAGGCUUUCCCAAAUUCUAUGAUGAAGCUGAGGAACAGAACCUUAUUUGCUCCAAGAAUUUGGUGAUAGACAAAAGCAUUCAAACAGCAUACAUUCAAGCAAUAAGAUCUGCUCAGCAUUUUAUCUAUAUUGAAAAUCAAUACUUUCUUGGUUCUUCAUAUGCUUGGCCAUCAUACAAAGAUGCAGGGGCUGAUCAUCUAAUUCCUAUGGAGUUGGCAUUGAAAAUUACUAGUAAAAUAAGAGCUAACGAGAGAUUUGCUGUGUACAUUAUUAUACCAAUGUGGCCCGAGGGAAAUCCCAAGGACAAUGUUGUGCAAGAAAUUUUAUUUUGGCAGGGCCAAACAAUGCAGAUGAUGUAUCAAGUUAUUGCAAAAGAGAUCAAAUCAAUGAAACUCGAAAAUGCACAUCCACUAGACUACUUGAAUUUCUACUGCAUUGGAAAACGGGAACAGAUUACAGGUUCUUGUGCUCAGGCCUCUGAAGAUGCUGCUAAGAUUUCGGAAGCGCAAAAGUUUCAGCGGUUCAUGAUUUAUGUGCAUGCCAAAGGAAUGGUAGUGGAUGAUGAGUAUGUAAUAAUAGGAUCAGCCAAUAUAAAUCAGAGAUCAAUGGCUGGCACAAAAGACACAGAGAUAGCAAUGGGUGGAUAUCAACCUCAUCAUACUUGGGAAAAGAAGCAAAAACAUCCACAUGGCCAGAUUUAUGGAUAUAGAAUGUCGCUAUGGGCCGAGCAUCUUGGGAUGCUCGAAGAUUGUUACAACAAGCCAGAGGAUCUGGAGUGCGUGAAGAGAGUGAACAAAAUUGCUGAUGAUAAUUGGGGGAGAUACACGGGCGAUGAAUUUAAAGAGUUGCAAGGUCAUCUUCUCAAGUAUCCGGUGGAUGUUGAUGUAGACGGCAACGUAAAACCGCUGCAAGGACACGAGAACUUCCCUGAUAUUGGGGGCAGAGUUCUCGGAGCCCAUUCUCCCACCAUACCCGAUAUCUUGACAACGUGAUGUCAACUGCAUGUGUAUGUGGUGAGUAUUAGACCUUGUAAUCAACUAGUGUUUGUGUAUAAAUUGAUUGUUUGCAUUUCCUUUUCUUCUUUGUAUUGAAUCAGGGGAUAAAAUGUUGGAUUUGGGUCUGUGUAAAUUCACUGUAUGCGUGUCUGGAUAUAUAUAUUGGUAUAUGGAGAGCGGGCUGAAGAUUGUGAUUGUAAAUUGUGUGUUGUUUAUGUUGUUAUUUGCAACUGAAAUAAGAUGUAACUUUGACAUAGCAA